Molecule: messenger RNA, 1224 nt
Organism: Lasiodiplodia theobromae
Lineage: Eukaryota; Fungi; Ascomycota; Dothideomycetes; Botryosphaeriales; Botryosphaeriaceae
Product: Girdin isoform x5
Exons: 3
Coding region: 1-1224 (407 amino acids)
Source: RefSeq, a predicted model, not a curated record
AUGGCGACCAGUGCCGGUCGUCCCAGCACCCCACCCGCCCGCACCGUUCUGCACGACUCGCCCUUCUCCGACUAUUAUUCCGACAGUCCCUUCUCCGCCGGCCCGCAGCACGCCUCGAAGAUCCAGAGCGCCCUGCUGAACCGCCUAUCACAGCUGGCCGUCCAGGUCACCCGCGAGGAGCCGAUCGAGCCCGUCGCACAUCACGUCCAGCGUGCCCUCGACAACCUUUACGCCCUCUUCGCCGUCCCCGACACACAGACGCGCCAGCCUGCCGACCUCGAGGACUCGGGCCUCUUCAUCGAGGAUGAGAAAAGCGAAAGGGGACCCCUCGUCGACCAUGCUCCCCUCCCAUCGGUCGAGGGCAGCGUCGCCGACGAGGAACUGGAAGAUGUAUACGGCACCAUGAUCAGGAUGUCCAUGGAGCUGCGCGAGGGUUUCUUGGAGAUGAAGGACCACCAGACUGGCCUCAUGGCCGAUAUGACCAAAGUGCAAACCCAAAACGACGGCCUCAAGGCUGAGAACAAAUCGCUUCGCUCCCAAAACGGCAUCCUUCAAGCCCAAGUCGCCGCCCUCCGCUCCAAAAUCGAAUCGCUCCGCACCCAGAACCAGUCUUUGCGCACGGACCUGCAGUCCGACUUCACCGAGCUCAUGUCGCUCAAGCUCCAGCUCAUGGCUAUCGAGGUCAAGUCCGCUCUACACCUGGGCCGGGACGGCAGCGACGUUCUCAAACAGAGCAUGGAACGGUGGACCGACGAGUGGCACGAGAUGGAUGAAAAGUUUCGCGAGCGUAGGGAAAAAUUCUCCGGUGCUGUGGACCCGAAUCUCCUGGACGAGGCCCACCAGCUGGCAGCCGACAUUUCAGCGUUUCUAAAUUUGGAAGACGGGAACCUGAAGCCAAAGACAACCCGACAUCCUCGCAACCUUCCGGGCAUCCAUGCAAGAGGGUCGAGUGAUCCAUUUCCCGUGCUUGGCCGCAUCGAGGAGGUCAUCGAAAAGCCUGAAGAACCCGCCAGUGAAGCUCCUUCUAGUCUCACUUCGGAUAGCCAAUCCGACUCGGUCCCAGACCCGCCUGUUCUCGACAACGAGCAACAGGAGCCGCCGGCAGAACAGCCUAGGCCCGGCUUUCUUGCCCAUCCUCGAAAGAGCAUCUGGGAUGCUUUGUCUGACGUCACUGGUGUCGGCAUGUACGAUGACUUUUAUGAUGAGUACUCGACGACCGAAUAA